Malania oleifera is the source of this 2425-nucleotide messenger RNA. RefSeq lists its product as uncharacterized. Gene Ontology annotation, molecular function: zinc ion binding. The record is from RefSeq and is a predicted model, not a curated record. Lineage: Eukaryota; Viridiplantae; Streptophyta; Magnoliopsida; Santalales; Ximeniaceae. Gene Ontology annotation, biological process: chromatin remodeling. The transcript is spliced from 8 exons. Bases 599 to 2194 code for a protein of 531 amino acids.
GGUUUAAGGUCUUAUGUUUUAGUUUUUUGGAGCCAUAGACUUGGAUAGUUACAUGUGGUAUCAGAAUUAUUACUGCCCAAAGAGUGCGGCAGUGUGGCCAUCAGAAAAUUUUGGGUUCAACACCGAUGCUCUCUACAAAGCACUUUCAUUGUGAAACUAUAUGAUCCACUCUCAUCUCCUGGUUAACUAUUUGGAUCAUCACAUGUGAAAGAUUCAUGAGGAUGCAAAGUGCAUGUGUGGUUGAGAAUUUUGGUUGACUGGUUCAGUGGAGUUAUUAUUAUUCUUUUCCUUUUUGUGGAUAGACAAAGAAACUUUAUUUAUGGACGAGAGAAUAUACAAGGAGGAUAAGAAGUCCUGGAAAAAAAAGUUCUAGACCAACACACGAUGGGACCAGGGCAUGACCAUGCAGUCAACACUCUGCUAUACAACCUUCCUUCCAUUUUAGAGGAAGCUUUAUGCAGAUGAGGGAUGGGAGCUUUUAUGCUUUGUCAUUUUGUUUACUCUUAAAGUUAUCUGGAAGAAAAUUUAAGCCAGUGGUCUAAAUCGGAAUAUUAAAAGAAACAAAUGCCACAUAUCAGGAAAGGUGAUUCAGGUGAAAAUGUUGAUACAGAGUUCCCUUCCUACUUCAAUUGAAGCUGCUCUAUCUUUAGUUUCUGACCAUGGGAAACAAGACUUUUUAUGUGACUGGAUGCCUGGUACUGAAACUUGGCAGAACAGUCCAAACUGUGAUAUUCAUCCUCAGGCUGCCUGCAGGAAAGCUGCUGUAAUCCCUGGGGAAAAGAAGAUUGACGAUUCAUGUUCCUUAAAUGUUCCAAGAAAUAGUUCAGAGCUAGCUACCAGUACCAUGUCAGGCAGCUGUACGCUUAAUUUUGUAUAUCGGCGAAGAAAGCUUCAGAAGAGCUCUGUCACUAUAUUUUCUGCUCAGGCAUCUGCAAACACAAAGGCAAGUGGGCACUGUCUGUCUGCUGUCAGUUCUGAAGCCUCUCCAAUAGUGGCCCAGGAUGAACCAAAUGUAUUUCUCGUUGAACCUGAAAUUGAAGCUGUUGGAGCUCCUGUUAUGCCUACUAUAUGUAAUAUUGAUCCCUUGGUCUCAAAGUCAGAAUCUAUUGAUGGAUGUUCAGUUGGGGAACAGCAUGGGUCUGAUCAAGCCCUAAAAAAUAAUGUGCACAAGAACAGUGAGUUUCAGAGUGUAAAUGACAGUUGCUCAUCAUCAAAGUUCAAUGUGGAACUUGAUUCAACUUCCAUGAAGACUGAAGUAGAUGACACAGGUGAGUGCUCUUCUUCUGGUGUGUUGGCUAUGGAGGUAGCAAGGGAAGAUCUGUCAGAAAAGGAUAUAUGCAUCUCUAUUCUUAGAAGCCAGGGCUUACUAAAAAGAUUUUUGCCCAUCAGCACUAAUUUUUUUUCUGAAGAUGUUGGUAGUAGUGGUGAUGGUAGCUUCUCUCGGUCAUGCAAAGUUUGUCGUAAUUCAGAAAUUACACUGAAUAUGCUCAUCUGUGAUCAUUGUGAAGAUGCAUACCAUGUGCCUUGCUGCAAUCCUCGUAUAAAGGAGAUGCCAGUUGAUGAGUGGUUGUGUCACUCUUGUGUGAAAAAGAAACAUAAAAUAUUAAGGGAGAAAACUACCGGAAAAUUGCCGAAUACUAGCAGUGAACCAGUACGCUGCAAAAGUGCAACAUCUAGAGGUGAAUUAGGAUCAAUAGCUCUCAUGUUAAAAGAUGCAGUGCCGUACACAACUGGGGUUCGAAUUGGUAAAGCUUUCCAAGCUGAAGUUCCCAACUGGUCUGGUCCUAUUACCAAUGAUGCUCAGUGUGUUAGUGAACCAACAGAAAUGGAUCUUUCAGAGCUUGUUAGUUUGCAAAAUUUGAACUCCAAAAAACCUGCGAGACUCAGCUCCAUAGGUAAUUGGCUUCAAUGUAGGGAAGUUAUAGAAGGCAUUGGUGAUGGUGUUGAUGGAACUGUCUGCGGGAAGUGGCGCAGGGCACCACUUUUUGAAGUUCAAACUGAUGAUUGGGAAUGUUUCCGCUCUGUACUUUGGGAUCCAACCCAUGCUGAUUGUGCCGUGCCUCAGGAGCUGGAUACAGAACAGGUUCACAAGCAACUGAAGUAUAUAGAGAUGCUGAGACCCAGACUAGCUGCUAAAAAGCAAAAAUUGGAUGGCACCAGAAGCAACAGUUCACAAGGCCCCUGUCCAGGAUGAGAGAUGCUAACUGAAACAUGAUGGGGCUGCUUUGAUGAUUUUGGUUUAGUGUUGAUCAAAUUGUGCUGUCAUGUAAUCUUGUACAUCUAAAUCAUACAAGUAAAGAAGAAAAAAAAAAAAGUAUGUUUGUUUGUAUUACUUUACAAACAUAUUCCAGGGAGAUGAGUGUUGCCAGAUGUAACCAUUACUGAUGAGAGGAUCACGAUAUACAAAAUACUAGUUGAAACCCUC